UGUAAGGCUGUUAUUUAAUGUCUGACACUGUACCAGAGGGAGUAACAAGAACAAAAUUGUCAUUGCUUGAAUGAAAAGCAGACAUACUCAACAUUGUAUUUUACAUAAUUAACCUGUACAGGUGUUCUAGGGAGUACACUGAAGAAGGUUUAAGGACUUUAGAUAUUCUGUGUUGAUAAUCUUGUCAUCAAUUGUGACCAGAAUAAAGGACAGUACACAUACAUCAAAAUAAAAUAGAGAAAAACUUCUUCAGCCAUGUUGUUAGUUUGUCUGACCUUGGUGGUCAGUUUUCUCUCUGCAGAAGCUCAAACACAUAAUGGAACGUUUGUUGUGACUGCUCCAAAGGAAGCCAGGAUUGGUACCCCAUAUAUUGUUAGUGUUAUUAUGACGGAGCCAAGAUCUGAUACAUUGUCAGGAAAAAUUGAAAUAGCUACCAGUGAUUCUACAAAGAAAAAGACAGAAAUGUUUAGUAUUGCCUCAACAGAGAAUAAAAAAGAUGUGCCUAUAACUGUUAUGGCUGGUGAUUUGGACCCUGGGAGUUAUAGAUUGAAGUUUGAGAUGACAAUAGGAGGGAAAUCUUUGAAGGACAGCAUUGAAAUUAACCUUGUUGAUGAUGGUGGUUUAAUCCUGAUUCAAACAGAUAAGGCCAUUUAUAAAAAAUCACAAACCGUGAAAAUGAGAAUUGUUCUCCUCAAUGCAGACUUAAUGCCAGUAAAUAAAAAGAUGAACAUCACAAUUGUUGAUCCGGAUGGUAACAAAGUUCAGAAAUUGACUGAAGAAAAAAACAACACAGGUGUUAUCACUGUGGAGUAUCAGAUUUCAGAUGAUCCCAAGAUGGGAGAUUGGAAGAUACAGGUUCAGUCAUCCGAUGGAAUGGGUGAGGGAACUGAGAGAAAUUUCACAGUAGAUGCUUAUGUUCUGCCUAGGUUUUCCGUGGAGGUGAAACCAUCUGUUCCAUUUGUCUAUGUUAAAGAUUUCUCAUCGGUUGAUAUUGAUGUUGAAGGGAUAUAUACAUACGGAGAAGGUGUUCAUGGAAGUGCAUCUAUUAAAUGUACACUUGAGGGAACUACAUUCAACAAAAAAGCUCAGUUGGUUGAUGGUAAAGCCAGAUUCACUGUUACAACAACCGAAAUUGGAGACCCACAAAAUUUACGACAGAAAUUGUGUAGAGGUUAUUGGUGUUGGAAUAAGGGACAACAGUCAUUCCCGCUGAAAAUCAAAGCUGAAGUAAAAGAGGAUGAGACAGAUGAAGAACAGGAAACGGAAACCAGUAUCAAUUUCUAUACUGAACCUGUUGCCAUGGAAUUGGUCAAUAAGAAGGAGUACAGGAAGAACAUGGAUUACACUGUUUAUAUUCACAUAACAGAUCCUAGUGGUGCACCUCUUCUUAAAACAGAGAGAUCAAAAUUUUAUUUAAAUGUAACAAUCAAAGAGAAUACAGGAAAUGCAGUGAUAUUCCAGGAAGACAGAGCCAACUUACCAACAGACAUGGAUGAUAUCAUCAUGUCAUUUACUACGUCUACCACUACACAGUAUUCUAUCGCAAUAAAGGCUGUACUCUAUGACAUGUCAGGAACCCAAGUGUUGCAACUGAAUGAAUAUGUUACAGAAUAUAAUUCAUAUGGAGAGGCAGGAGUACAGAUUGCCUUGAUGAAUUCACAAAACAAAGCAGAUGGCGUUCGGUCAGCGAAAAUGCGAUAG
This is a messenger RNA of Mytilus californianus (California mussel), 1701 nucleotides long. RefSeq names its product complement C3-like. Gene Ontology annotation, molecular function: endopeptidase inhibitor activity. The record is from RefSeq and is a predicted model, not a curated record. The transcript has 17 exons. The coding region runs from base 256 to 1701 and encodes 481 amino acids. Lineage: Eukaryota; Metazoa; Mollusca; Bivalvia; Mytilida; Mytilidae.